Myiozetetes cayanensis is the source of this 2863-nucleotide messenger RNA. Its product is annotated as bestrophin-1-like. Gene Ontology annotation, molecular function: chloride channel activity. NCBI's taxonomy places the organism in Eukaryota, Metazoa, Chordata, Aves, Passeriformes, Tyrannidae. The coding region runs from base 1 to 2280 and encodes 759 amino acids. The record is from RefSeq and is a predicted model, not a curated record. The transcript is spliced from 9 exons.
AUGACCGUGACUUACACCAACCGCGUGGCCGACGCCCGCCUGGGCACCUUCUCCCAGCUCCUGCUCCAGUGGAAAGGGAGUAUCUACAAACUGCUCUACUCAGAGUUCCUGAUUUUCAUCUUGCUCUACUUCACCAUCAGCCUCAUCUACAGGCUGAUCCUGAGCGAGAGCCAAAGGCUGAUGUUCGAGAAGCUGGCGCUGUACUGCAACAGUUAUGCUGAGCUAAUCCCUGUGUCCUUCGUGCUGGGUUUCUACGUGGCGCUGGUGGUGUCGCGCUGGUGGGCUCAGUACGAGAGCAUCCCGUGGCCCGACCGCAUCAUGACGCUGGUGUCCUGCAACGUGGACGGGGAGGACGAGUACGGGCGGCUGCUGAGGCGCACCCUGAUGCGCUACAGCAACCUGGUCAGCGUGCUGAUCCUGCGCUCCGUCAGCACCGCCGUCUACAAGCGCUUCCCCAGCAUGGAGCACGUCGUGAGGGCGGGCCUCAUGACACCAGAAGAGCACAAGAAGUUUGAGAGCUUGAAUUCCCCCCACAACAAGUUUUGGAUCCCAUGUGUGUGGUUCUCCAACCUGGCUGUGAAGGCAAGGAAUGACGGGAGGAUCCGGGACAGUGUGCUGCUCCAAGGAAUCCUGAAUGAGCUCAACACCCUGCGCAGCCAGUGCGGGAGGCUCUAUGGGUACGACUGGAUCAGCAUCCCCCUGGUCUACACCCAGGUGGUGACCGUGGCUGUUUACAGCUUCUUCCUGGCCUGUCUGAUCGGGAGGCAGUUCCUGGAUCCAGAAAAAGCAUAUCCUGGCCAUGAACUGGAUCUCUUCGUGCCUGUCUUUACAUUUUUGCAAUUCUUCUUUUACGCUGGCUGGUUAAAGGUGGCCGAGCAGCUCAUCAACCCUUUUGGGGAGGAUGAUGAUGACUUUGAAGCCAACUGGCUCAUCGACAGGAACCUGCAGGUCUCCCUCAUGGCAGUGGAUGAGAUGCAUCAGGAUUUACCCAUCCUGGAGAAGGACCUCUACUGGAAUGAGCCUGAUCCCCAGCCACCCUACACAGCAGCCACCGCCGAGUACAAGCGCCCAUCGUUCCUUGGCUCCACUUUUGAUAUCAGCAUGCAGAAAGAAGAGAUGGAGUUCCAGCCCCUGGAGCAGAUCAAGGAGAACGAGGAGGCCAACCACUCCACCCCAUUACUGGGACACCUGGGACGCCUCCUGGGUGUCCAGUCACCAAACUUCUCCAGGUCCUCCUCCCGGAUGAACCUGCUGCGCAGGCGAGGAGACGCCGCAUCGCCCUUCUCCCACUACACCUACCAGGACAUGGGGAAGUCAGGAAGUCCUUGUGGCAUCAAUCAGCCAAAGGGAGACUCCCAGGAGCAGUGGGACAGCGAAGAUGGGAAACUCAGGGAGUUUGAUGCCUUCAUGUCAACCCCCUUCUAUGAGAGACCCGGUUUCUACAGCGCUCCCCAGACACCCAUCAGCUCCAUCCCCAUGAUUUUCCCUUCCAGACGCCAAGGCCGGAAGAAACCACCUGCUCUCUCCAGCAUCGCUGCCUGCUCCACUUCCCUGAGGGAUGUCAUCGUCAACGCCUCCCCUUCCAGGGCCAGUGAUGUCUACAAGAGCCAGAGCUCCCUGGGCUCAGCUGCAAAGGAAACCUUCGUGUGGCCAACAGAUCGGAGCAAAGGGCCCGAUUCCACAGCUGUGACAGUGGAGGAGGAAAAGAACAGCUCCAGAGAAGCUGCCAUCACAGGAAGCCCAGGAGCACAGUCCACAGCAUCUGACAGCCCCAAAUUCCCUUUUCUGGCAGAAUCUCCUGACCAGGAGAAGCAGGGCAGCUACAAGAGCCCGAAGAGCUUGAAAGCUUCGCACCCGCCCUGGCUAACCCUGGAGAACGCGGCAUCAGCUCCUCCCAACUCGGAGCAUUCCGGUGCCUUUCACACCCCCGGUAACAAAGCCCCCGGGGGCAGCACCUCCCUCUGCUUCUCCUUCACUCCCGUGACCUCUCCAGCCCUGGAGAGGUCCCACAAGGGGAACCUCGGCCCCGAUGCUCGCAGCCUGAGCUUGGAAGACGCAGCCAGCGCUCCAGACCAGCAUCCAGAGGUUUCCAGGAACACGAGAGACACUGGGAAUGGAAGCACUAACCCACCCCCUACAAAAGAGCCGAGAAGAGCAGAGAGCCCAUCCCCCAACGACUCCGGGAUCUCCUUGGCCGAGGGCGACUUCGUGGGGCUGAUGGAGGUGAUCAUGGAGGCCAGUGAGAGCCCAGGGGAGGAGCAGAUGGAUCAGUACAGCUAAAGGAGAAAAGGUUCCAUGGGAUACGUUCCUUAUCCUCACACCUGGCACUCACCUGAACAGAAGGGCAGUGCUGGACACGCAGCCAGAGCCUGGCCCAGGCUCCAACCAGCACUAAGGACACUGCUCCUGGUGUCGGUACCGUAUGCAGGCUCAACUUCUGCUGUAACAACACAACCACCAAGACCCCAACUUUUAGCCAGACCCCAAUGAGUGUUAAGUAUUGCUGGUAUCUCAGCAGGCACCAGCCAGGUGUAGCCCAGAACAGGAGCGUAGCUAAAAUGGAUACUUACUCCCCUCCUCACAGCAAGAAGUAGAACUUGAGCUUACAAGUCUCAGACAGGACUUGCACUACUCCAGGGAAAGUAAGGGACUGAAGCAAGUCACACUGUUAGUGAUGCAGACCCACAGUGCUUCUUCCAGUGCUGUCUGGCUCUUUUCCAGUACAAGGAAAGUACUGGAGUAAGGCAGGGUAAGUGUCUGCACCAGCACAGGCAGCUGCAGUACCUGCCCCCACAUUGCUUCCUUCUGAAGUUCCCUGUCACCCCUGCCACAGAUCUGAGUGCUCAGAGAAACGUGGAUGGUA